UGAGGGCGCUACGCGUCACGUGACGGCGCCUAUGUCAACAGGCCGACGCCAUUAUUGGCGUUCAUGUCAAGAGAAGUGAAACUGAGCGAGUCGGAGUACCAAGAAAAUGGAGUCCAAGCCAAGCUGGUUGUCUUUGACGACACCACCCAGGACCACUUCUUUGCAAUCCUCCUCAUCUAUUUCCUCUUCCUUGCCCUUGGGCUCAAGACAUCUAUAUGGCAGGAGUAGGAUGCUGGGCUGUGACCGCUAUGCCAGGGGACCAUCGUUCAAAUUGGAUUCACUCCCUGAGAGCCCAAGAUUGCACAACCCCUCCAGUGAUGGCAGUGCCAAUGAGGGACGCUAUCCUCUCUAUGGGUCCUCAUCCGCCUCCUUCGGCGUCUCGUCUCGUGAUCGUUCAUGGGGCGAAUCCGCCACUGCAAGCAGAAGCAAACAGCUUCAUUACCAGGGGGAUUCGGAGCGACGAUUAGGGACAUACCCUGGACCUCUCACUGCAGCACAAGAUAAAGAUCCCAAAAGACCCAAACUGUCCUAUGGCAACAGACAAUCACGUUCCAACAUAUCUUCAUCUGUAGUGGGCAGCACGUACACCAGGGCUGAUGGUGUCACAGGUCCUUCAUGGAAUUCGUGGAGCCCUGUGUCCAGAGCAGUCGCCUCUUCUGAGGACCUGUGGUCUUGCCAAGAGCUAGAGAAGAGAGCUGAGUGUACUGCCUCCAGCUAUAGAAGGAGCAGUCAUGGUGUAGAGAUGGAUCCAGAACAUGUGGCUUCAACUUAUGCACAAGGAGCAAGACCAAAGGAGAAAGUCUCCAGCCAGGUGACUGGUUCUAAUGUUCUCCCUGUGCCCUCGGAUUACCAGCCGUCUUGGCUUUCUCGAAACCCUCUUAGAAACACCUCCAGGAUUUUCAGCUCUGCCUCCACGAGGGCUCACGUGCCUUCUGCAUUUGCUCCCAACUUGACACCACCGACCCAGCCUUUGCACUCUCAGGGCUGGUCUAGUGGUCAGUCUGAGAGGUCCUCUAGUUUACUGCCACGUCCUCCUCUUACUCAGUCCCCUGAGGACAGCGACUCUGAGGGCCACCGCAGCACCAGGCCUCUCCUGUCACGCCUGGCAAACAGCGUGUCACUUUUCUCCAGACGAUCUGCUCAGGACUCCACAUCCAGCUCUAACUCCACACUUGGAUCUCCUGAGAGUUCAGAGAUAGGUGAAAGUGGACGAGGGAGUCCAGGUCUGUCUGAGAGAAGAGGUUCCGCUUCUUCCCAGGGCUUUUCCUUCCUCAACCGAAGGCGCCAGGGGCUUCCCCCCGUACCAGUCGUACCAAGUUCUGGUCUGAACCAGCCAUCCUCGGGGGCUGCCGACUCCUGGCUAAGCUCAUCCCUUAGGGGUCGGUGUGCUCCUGUCAUCCCUCGCAGGAGAAGGGAGGGCCGGGAUGAGACGGCACGUUUGGCGCUCUCAGAAUCGGACGAGAACCAGAACCUGCCGUUGAUGAGGACAGAAUUCUCAGGGGUAAAAUAUGCCGAGGGAGAGGAAGAAGUGGAAGAAUCUCAGGGGGCUGGAGCGACAGGCAUAUCUGCCCAAAGACGACCUCAUGCAGCAAGAGACAGCUCGCUCUCUGGAAUCACCAGUUCGCUGCUGCACCUUUCCAUGCCCACAUCUCUGGACAGAAGUGUCCCUGGGCGCACUGUCAUCGCCAUUAGCAACAUCGCUGCUCGGAGGACCUCCACUGAGGACCUGAAGGACAAGGCCCCCUCGUCUCGAGAUCCAGAGAGACUCAGGAAGAUACAGGAGAGCUUGUUGCUGGAGCAGUCAGAUGAAGAGGAGGGAGACCUGUGCCGCAUUUGCCAAAUGGGAGCUGACUCUCCCUCCAAUCCCUUGAUUGCACCCUGCCGAUGCACAGGCAGCCUUCAGUAUGUGCACCAGGACUGCAUGAAGAGGUGGCUAAAUGCCAAAAUCAGCUCAGGCUCCAACCUGGAGGCUGUCACCUCCUGCGAGAUGUGCAAGGAGAAGCUGGAGCUUGACAUUGAAGGCUUUGAUGUCAAUGAGUUGUACAAGACUCACGAAAGGUCUGAGUACGAGUUCAUCAGCUGUGGCCUCUAUCUGGUGGUCCUGCUGCACCUGUGGGAACAGAGGUUCUCAGACAUGCUUGGAAGUUCCAGUGAUGCUGGGUUUUUCAACUUGGCGAGAACACUUCAUGAGCACAUGGAGGAUCUUGAAAGCUCAUUUGGGGAGUCUGAUGAAGACGUGGUACAGGAAAACAGGCCAACUGUUGACUUCUGUGAUUUGGAUGAUGAUGAUGAUGAAGACUAAAGGCAACUGAAAUGGAGACAACCCGUUUGUAGGAAUCCUCACAGCUGACUCGCACCCACUUCCCCGAACUGGAGUCAGCGGAUGCGCAGGUGU
Messenger RNA from Scleropages formosus (Asian bonytongue), 2395 nucleotides. Its product is annotated as E3 ubiquitin-protein ligase MARCH7-like. Gene Ontology annotation, molecular function: zinc ion binding. Lineage: Eukaryota; Metazoa; Chordata; Actinopteri; Osteoglossiformes; Osteoglossidae. The transcript has 12 exons. Bases 107 to 2302 code for a protein of 731 amino acids. The record is from RefSeq and is a predicted model, not a curated record.